Drosophila subobscura is the source of this 581-nucleotide messenger RNA. It is a transcript of the gene Pfdn4, whose product is annotated as probable prefoldin subunit 4. Bases 94 to 510 code for a protein of 138 amino acids. The transcript has 2 exons. The record is from RefSeq and is a predicted model, not a curated record. NCBI's taxonomy places the organism in Eukaryota, Metazoa, Arthropoda, Insecta, Diptera, Drosophilidae. Gene Ontology annotation, cellular component: prefoldin complex; cytoplasm. Gene Ontology annotation, biological process: protein folding.
UUUUGUCGAUAAAUCCGCGGAACACUAAUCAAGCAGCAACUGUUUGUAAAAUUCUUUUAAUUAUUUAUUAAAACAAUUAGAAAGCAAUAGAAAAUGGCCGCUAAAGUAGCAAGCACCGCGAACAAAGUGUUCCAGAACCACGAUGAUGUACACAUUUCCUUUGAGGAUCAGCAGCGCAUCAAUCGCUUUGCCAAGCACAAUGCACGCAUGGAUGACCUGAAGGUGGAGUUGGACGUGAAGAAGAACGAGCUCAAGUGUGUGGAGGAGGCACUGGACGAGAUUGAGCUGUUCGAUGAGGACGAGGACAUACCCUUCCUGGUCGGAGAGGUCUUUCUGUCACACAAGCUGGGCAAGACGCAAGAGCUGCUGGCAGAGACCAAGGAUAUGGUCAUCAAGGAAAUUGCCAACAUUGAGGCCAAGGCCAAGGCAAUCAAAGUGGAAAUGGAUGAUCUCAAAGCGCAUCUCUACCAGCGCUUUGGCAGCAAUAUCUCGCUGGAGAAUGACGAUUAGACUCCAGUCUUCAGUUGAUUACAAUUCUCUGGCAUUUACCAUUUACAAAAUAGAGUACAUUUAAUUUAAAA